Fusarium musae is the source of this 1332-nucleotide messenger RNA. RefSeq lists its product as uncharacterized. The record is from RefSeq and is a predicted model, not a curated record. Lineage: Eukaryota; Fungi; Ascomycota; Sordariomycetes; Hypocreales; Nectriaceae. The transcript has a single exon. The coding region runs from base 1 to 1332 and encodes 443 amino acids.
AUGGCGAUCCCAGGUAAUGACUUCAUGGAGUCGCUCGAAGAUCUUUUCUCUGAGGCUGGCGCGAAGGGCCGUGACGCGAACGCUGAGUUUGUACACCUGCGUAGCAGCCUCAUCGACUUGAUCGAAUCCAUCGCAAUUACCAGCGGCCACAAUUUGACUACCGCCAGAAACCAAGCGAAUUAUAACCUCAAGUUCACUGAUGGAACUGAACCCGAGACGCACGUUGCCUUCUUCCCACCGAACCACGAUAUUACUGAGAAGCGCCCUCAGCUGGAUGCUGCAACCACUGCCGAGGAGUUUAUUGAGAUCAUCGGCACUGUCUUCAGUGAACAGAAGACCCGAAAUCGCAAAAAGAAGAAAUCCAAUAGAAAGAGAUCCAAUGCCACUCCGCCGGAAAGCCCCAUGAACAACGCCCAGAAACGCCUAGCGGCAGAGGCUGCGAACAAGACUCUGUCAACAGCUGAUGACAGCCCAAGAAAACGGAUCAAGCUUAACACAAGCAAAAGCAAAGGCGGCGUCUCCGAACCUGCAGUUUUCAGCACUGCACAUCAGUCGAAAGAUAAUACUCCCACUCAGUUUCCCAGUCCUGAGGAUACGGUCAACGAUGACGGCGUCAGUGUGCUGGGCCCUAUGGAUAUUGAUUCUGGCGCUACCUCGUCUCAAGACAAAGGAGAAGAGAUGAACGGGGAACAUAGCACAGCUGAGGGCCAAAAACACCAUGAAUCUGCUCCCGAGAGGCACUCACAAGGUCGAGGAGAUAUGCACAUGAACGAUGCCGACACCGAGACUUUACCUGCGUAUUGCAGGUCGGAUAUUCUCGAAGUUGUCGCAGCAGUUGAGGGCAUCGAAGAGCAACAGUGGAAAGAUUUCAAACCAAAGCUGCUCGAGAUGCUAGGUCGAAUGCACCAGAAGCCAACACCUGAACAGCAUGAAAGGGCACUGAAGCGUCUAAGCAUAGCAAUUGCCCAGACGGAGCAAGAGAGGUCUCUUAUCCCAGUCGAAGCCUGGAAGAAGUACGAGGAAAAGCUUACAGAUGAAACGAAGAAGGGAUUGUUUGAUUGCCUGUGGUCUAGGAGGCUCUUCAAGGUCGGCAAGAUCAUUUACCUACCAGAGGAAGAGGUUGCCAUGGAGAGCCAGUGCUGGGAGCGCCUCAAGGCCGUAGCCCGCAUAUGUGCGAUCCUGGUCGAAAUGACUGCCAAACCAGAGGAACAGGACUACCAGAGGGAUACCGACAGGUGGCUUAUCGAGAAACUUGGAGAUAUCAGCUUUCUGGAGAAACUGUUUGCAUGCAAGGACCGACUUGGGGCGGUCAGGGGACCAGGGGCAGAUUGA